AAGAGCCACAACAUCAUCAUCAGCAGCAGCAGCAGCAGCUCAGACCGGAAGUUGUAGAAGUAUCAUCACGAAGAAAGGAAGUCCAUAACAACAGGAAGACAACAAAGAUGGCCGGCGGGGGUAGGACAGCCGGCAAAUACGGUUAUUCGGACAACAAUUACUACAGUAGUCACUCCUACAAGAGCAUUAACGAUGAGAUUAUUCUGGUCAGCAUUAUAAUGGGGAUUACCAUACUAGUACUGAUUACCAUCGCCCUGUGCUACAUUGCGUAUGAAAAAUGCCAAAAAAAACGAGAGUAUUAUAUCAAUGCCUAAAAACUUUUCACUUGCCAUUGGCGGGGGGUUGGAGGGGACAAUAAACAAUGUCAACAGGCAACACACUCAUAGACAAACAGUCAAAGGAGCGGCGGCAAUCUGAAUUCUUGCAACUUUGUUGACUUUAACGAUUUAGUUUUUGGGGCCAACACAAAUAACCAGCCAAUAGGAGCACGUGCAAGGGCACAAACACCAAAUGCAACUCACACAACAGAAAUAUCUCCCAUUUAAACGCUUUUCCAUUCUUUUCCCUGCCAUCCCACUGGCCUGGCCAACUGCGAAUGCGUUUCAUUUUCGUGGAAAUUUUUCGUAUGUAUUUUUUUGCUCUCGCCUUGAAAUUCUGAAGUGGCUUGCGGCAGCGGUUAGCGGGGUUCGUUCGACUUUAUACUUGGCAUGUAUGCACCAGGUGCACAGUGGUACGAAAACGAUAAAAAAAAGACACAAAACAGAAGUAAAAGGUGUCGCCAAUUUGAAAAAGAAUGUUUUUAAUAUAUUUUCUAACAUUUCCUGUAAAGUGACGAUUUGAUAAAAUGAAAGUACAAAACGAGCAAUGGUCUGUAGAAACACACAGAAAUAUAAAACUGAGACAGGUAAGAAUUAAGUUUAUAACUAUGUAUUGCAAAGGAAACUAUCCGUCUUCAUUACAAUACCGUUGCCUACUUUAAGGAGACAAGAAGCAUUUUUGUUGUGGUAUGUUUUUUUUUUAUUUAGUUAACUAAAGUUGGGUAUAGCUACAUGUAUUAAAUAGGAUACAAAAUUAAAAAAUUUUACCCUGUAAUGUAAAGGCAGUCGUUGAAUUCAUUUUUUAAAACAAAUGAUUCUUGCAAAACUAAAUAUUCGCCUAGACAAAGAUUUAUUUUUUAACAAGAGUUUUUUGGCAGCCUAUUGUAUAAUUAAGGAG
Messenger RNA from Drosophila willistoni, 1215 nucleotides. RefSeq lists its product as uncharacterized. The transcript has 2 exons. The record is from RefSeq and is a predicted model, not a curated record. The coding region runs from base 108 to 314 and encodes 68 amino acids. Lineage: Eukaryota; Metazoa; Arthropoda; Insecta; Diptera; Drosophilidae.